AUGGUAGUGAUAAAUAAUAAUAGUGAAGAUAUAUCUCUAUGUGACGAUGGAGUUAAUAAAGAAGUAAUUAAAAAUAUUUUUUUGGAAGAUAUAGAAAAUAAAAGAAGAAACCAACAUAUUGUUAAAAGACGUAGCAUUGUUCAUUUUGGUUUAAAAUUAUUUUUAUUUUCCAUUUGUAUUUGGACCUUACAAUAUGCCAACAAUAAGUAUGAUUACAGUGACAAUGGUUAUAAUUAUACCCUUGAAAAUAUAUUAGAAUCAAGAAUUAAUAGAUCUUUAUCAGAAAAUCAAACUCAUGUUUCUCAAUCAGCAACCGAAGUAGCUGAACAAGAAAAUAAUAGUACAGAUGAAAUAAAAAACCAAACCACUGUACAACAACAACAGCAAAAUGAAAUAAAUAAUUUUGAAAAUAAAUUAAAAGAUUUAAAAGAUUGUUUAUUUGAUAAAAUUGAUAAUGCCGUAGAUUGGGAAAAUCUUUCUGCCAAUGUUAAGGGAUAUUUGGAAAAGUUUGAUAAUACUAUAGAAAAUAAAAUAAAGAAAGAAGUUCAGAAUGCUAAUCAACCUACUAAUUUGAUGACAAAUUUAGAUCCAAAAACUCAAUUCAUAAAAAAUAUCACGAAGAAUUAUGAUUUGUAUACACCACCACUUUUACUAAUGUUAGCUUCAGCUAUGUUAUCCGAAAAUUUAAAAAAAAAAAUAUUCCAAGUUAUUGCCUUCCUUCUUUUUGUUGUCUUAAUUUAUUUAUAUUUAAAAUUAAAGAAAGUUAAUAGAACUAUAAAAAAAAAUUCAAAUGAUAAUGGAACAAAUAAUAAUUUAGCCACAAAUCCAAAUAUUAUUAAAAGUGCCUAA
This is a messenger RNA of Plasmodium adleri (nom. inval.), 849 nucleotides long. Its product is annotated as EMP1-trafficking protein. The coding region runs from base 1 to 849 and encodes 282 amino acids. The record is from RefSeq and is a predicted model, not a curated record. NCBI's taxonomy places the organism in Eukaryota, Apicomplexa, Aconoidasida, Haemosporida, Plasmodiidae. The transcript has 2 exons.